UUUGUUUCAGGCGCGGAAGCGCGCCGCGCUCUGGGGCUGUUUCCCCGGCACUUUCCUGUUACUUUCCAGCGGGGAGGACAGUUCCGGGGAGGGCCCUGCCCACGCCCGGUGCAUAAAGGCCCAGCCCAGUUGGCCGCCAACGCCCGCCAGCCCAGACGCCGUCGGUUCCGCGCCACCAUGAGAGGCAUCCACCGUCGCCUCCUGAUCGUGGUGUACAUCCUACUGAGCCUGGCAGGAGCUCAGGCCCAGACGACUACGGGCUGUGCCCACUGGUGCCCAAAUAACUCAGAAUGUGUCAGUGCGAAAAGCUGUCAAUGCAAGGCAGGCUUCGCCUCAAGUUAUCCAGUUGGCAAAGAGCUCAUCACCAACCCCUCAUGGAGUUGUGAAGACAUCAACGAGUGUUUACAACAAAGUGUAACAAUCACCUGUGGACCAUUUGCCACGUGUCAGAACACAGAGGGGAGCUACUACUGCACUUGCAACGUGGGAUAUAAGCUCGCUUCUGGGGCAGAGUCUUUUGCUAACAAGAGUGAGAAUACAUGUGAAGCAUCAGUGGACACUGGGGUGACACCUACCCCCUCCGAGAUCCACACAGUUACUGCUGCGCCUGGAAACCUCCCUAAGCAGCCAGCUGCUGUACACCCAUGGACACAGCCUGGAGACCCAAGAGAAAAGACACCCAAGGAUGUAAAUGAAUGCACCUCCGGGCAAAGCCACUGCCACCCAUCCACCCAUUGCAUCAACAAGUUGGGCCACUAUUGUUGCAUCUGUCGCCAAGGCUGGAAACCUGUUCUUGGAUCUCCCAAUGGCCCGAUCAGCACAAUGUGCGAAGAUAUUGAUGAGUGCAGCUCUGGGCAGCAUCAGUGCCACAACUCCACCAUUUGCAUUAACGUCCCAGGCUCCUACAAAUGCCACUGCCGCCCAGGUUGGAAGCCAAUCUCUUGGUCCCUCUUGGGCCCAAAGAGCAUCAUAUGCCAAGAGCCACAUUUCCUGACAUGGACACUGCUGCCCACAGCCCAGAGCCAGAGUCUCUCUCAAUUCUCCGUUGAAGUCCAGAAGCUGCUCAAAGACUUCCAUCCAGACAUGGCCAACUACACCAUCCAGAAACUCAUUGAUGCCAUGGACCAGCUGUUGGAAUCCCCCACAGAUAUAGAAACUCUAAACUCCACUGUCCGCCACCAAGUGGCCACCCAGUUGCUCAAGUAUAUGGAACAAACCCUUCGGACCUUGGCCAAAUUCUUACCCAAAGGCCCCUUUACCUACACAUCCCCUUCAAACACUGAGCUGUCCUUAAUGAUCAAGGAGCAAGACAACAAAGAUGUCACCACAAUGUACUGCAGCCAAGAUUGGGUGAAACUGGACUGGGCUAUGACAGCUGGAGCCAAAAGCUCAGAAAACGGCCUCUCCUUGGUGGGCAUGUUAUCCAGUCCAAACAUGCAGAAGCUGUUAGCCAAUGCCUCCAUGAGCCUGUACCAGAUCCGGGAUAUAUUGGAAGAGCGCUUCGAAAGUCCAGUUCUAAAUGUUUCACUCAAGCUAGUCUCAAACGUCAAUUCCAUCUUUCUGACCAACACGGACACUAAGAAGCUCGCCUCAAACAUCACAUUCAACUUCUCCUAUCCUGUGUUGUCAACAAAGGCACGUCAAGACCUGAUAUGUGCCUUUUGGGACACUGAUGCCGAUGGGAAUGGGCUCUGGUCCACUGACGGCUGCUCAAUGAACGGCACUCUCUGCCACUGCAACCACCUGAGCAGCUUUGCCAUCCUGAUGGCCCAGUACCACGUGCAGGAUCGGAGACUGGAAUUGAUCACCAAGGUGGGGCUGUCGCUUUCGCUGCUGUGCCUGCUGCUGUGUAUCCUGACCUUCCUGCUGGUGAAGCCCAUCCAGAGCUCUCGAACCGUGGUGCACCUGCACCUGUGCAUAUGCCUUUUCCUGGGCUCUGUCAUAUUCCUGGUGGGCAUCGAGAAUGAAGGGGGUGAGGUGAGCCUGCGCUGCCGCCUGGUGGCAAUGAUGCUACACUACAUCUUCCUGGCGGCCUUCUGCUGGAUGGCCCUGGAAGGCGUGGAGCUAUACUUCCUUGUGGUGCGCGUGUUCCAGGGCCAGGGCCUGAGUACACAAUGGCGCUGCCUGUUUGCUUAUGGGGUUCCCUUCCUCAUCGUAGCCAUCUCAGCAGCUGCCAAAAUGGAAGGAUAUGGGCAACAAACAUACUGCUGGCUGAACCAUAAGGAGGGGGGCUUUCUCUGGAGCUUUGUGGGACCCCUGGCCUUCAUCAUUUUCUGUAACUCUGCCAUUUUCGUGAUUACUGUCUGGAAGCUCACAACAAAAUUUUCUGAAAUCAACCCAAACAUGAAGAAAUUAAGGAAGGCACGGGUGCUGACCAUCACAGCCAUUGCCCAGCUCAUCGUACUGGGCUGUACCUGGGUCUUCGGCCUGUUCCUCUUCGACCCCCACAGCAUGUGGCUGUCCUACAUCUUCACAGUGCUUAACUGCCUGCAGGGCCUCUUCCUCUACUUGAUGCUCUGCCUGUUCAAUAGGAAGGUGAGGGAAGAGUACCGGAAGUGGGCCUGCAUGGUUGCUGGCAACAAGUACUCAGAGUUCAGCUCUUCCACAACAGGCACUGGCACCAGCCAGAGUCAAACACGGGCGCUCAGGCCCUCAGAAUCAGGGAUGUGAAGGCACAUACUCAAAGCUGUCACUCUUCUGUCUUUUGUUCCUGCCAUCUUCCCACCUUUGGCCCCAUUUUUGAUAAAGAAGGAAUCUACACCUGGUGGUGAGCCCUGCAACAGGGUAAAGGGGCCACUGGUCCUGCUUCUGGUUGUCUCUGCACCAUCACAGCUACUGCCUACCACAGAAACAGAAGCCAGCCAGCAGUGUCUGUAGCCCACUGCCCUGGUACAUGAAACAGGCAGUCCUAGGGACAGUGCAGAUCCCUUGACCUGGGCUCUUUGCAACUGUCUUUGGCACGUAAGAGGCCAGGGUGCUGGGUUCAACUUCCUUAAGCUAAGACUGAUGCUAUGUCAGCCACCAAUGAUCCUGCCUGCUGCCAAAGCUCACGGUACAGAGGCCCAGCUGCCCCACAUCCAGGGCAGAAGGGUCUCACUGUUAUAAAGGUUAUAUAUUUUGUAAUAUUUUUUUAAACCUGUAAACCUCUCAAUGUUGACACAUAAAAUUAAAUAUGCUGAUGGGAAAAAAAA
Phodopus roborovskii (desert hamster) is the source of this 3191-nucleotide messenger RNA. RefSeq names its product adhesion G protein-coupled receptor E5 (gene Adgre5). Gene Ontology annotation, biological process: adenylate cyclase-activating G protein-coupled receptor signaling pathway; cell surface receptor signaling pathway. Lineage: Eukaryota; Metazoa; Chordata; Mammalia; Rodentia; Cricetidae. Gene Ontology annotation, molecular function: calcium ion binding; G protein-coupled receptor activity. Gene Ontology annotation, cellular component: membrane. The transcript has 20 exons. The record is from RefSeq and is a predicted model, not a curated record. Bases 178 to 2670 code for a protein of 830 amino acids.